AUGCACGACGUCAAGAUUGCUGUCAUUGGUGGCUCUGGUUUGUACCAUUUGGACAACCUUGAAAUUGUCGAAGAAGUGCACCCUGAAACUCCUUGGGGUUUUCCCAGUGACAAGAUCACGAUCGCCAAGCUUCCAAGCGGCACCAAGAUUGCAUUCCUUGCACGUCAUGGACGAGGCCAUUACUUGACACCUACUGAAGUGCCUGUCAGAGCCAAUAUUGCUGCCCUCAAGCACUUGGGCGUUGAAGCCAUCCUUGCCUUCAGUGCUGUUGGUUCCUUGCGUGAAGAAAUUCCUCCCUGUGAUUUCGUGCUUCCUGACCAAUUGAUUGAUCGUACGCGUGGUUUGAGACCCUCCACCUUCUUUGGUAACGGUGUGGUGGCCCAUGCUUUGUUUGCUGAACCUUUCCACAAGGGCAUCGCUGAUUUGGUCUAUGAACAACGCCAUGUGCUUGAAUUCAACAGCACCCUUCAUCGCAACAAGACCGCUGUGUGUAUGGAAGGUCCUCAAUUCUCCACCAAGGCUGAAUCCCACAUGUAUCGCAGCUGGGGUGCCGAUAUCAUCAACAUGAGUGCCCUCCCAGAAGCCAAGCUCGCUCGUGAGGCUGAAAUCGCAUAUCAAAUGGUUUGCAUGUCCACCGAUUAUGAUUGCUGGCGUGAGGAAGAAGAAGGCUCCGUUACAGUUGAAACAGUCAUGCAAAACAUGGUCAACAACUCCACCAACGCAAAGACUUUGCUCAUGGCUGUCCUUCCUCAUCUCGAUGAUGCCGUGCGUAACAACACCCUCAAGCCUGACCUCAAGGGUUCCAUGAAGUUCGCUGGCAUGACCGCUCAAGAAAAGCGUAACCCUGAGACCGUCAAGAAGCUCGAUUACAUCUUGCCAGGCUACUAUUAG
Molecule: messenger RNA, 891 nt
Organism: Lichtheimia ornata
Lineage: Eukaryota; Fungi; Mucoromycota; Mucoromycetes; Mucorales; Lichtheimiaceae
Product: methylthioadenosine phosphorylase
Exons: 2
Coding region: 1-891 (296 amino acids)
Biological process (GO): nucleoside metabolic process
Cellular component (GO): cytosol
Molecular function (GO): S-methyl-5-thioadenosine phosphorylase activity
Source: RefSeq, a predicted model, not a curated record